Messenger RNA from Engraulis encrasicolus (European anchovy), 1985 nucleotides. RefSeq names its product zinc finger protein 479-like. Gene Ontology annotation, biological process: regulation of transcription by RNA polymerase II. Gene Ontology annotation, molecular function: RNA polymerase II cis-regulatory region sequence-specific DNA binding; DNA-binding transcription factor activity. Bases 36 to 1985 code for a protein of 649 amino acids. NCBI's taxonomy places the organism in Eukaryota, Metazoa, Chordata, Actinopteri, Clupeiformes, Engraulidae. The transcript has 4 exons. The record is from RefSeq and is a predicted model, not a curated record.
GUGUUGCAGAAACCCAGACUCCUGUGACGCCGGUGAUGUCCCUGGGCAACGGCACAGACCUUCUCCUUUCCAUGGCCAAAAAUGAGCUAACUGGACCAAAAAAUCAGGGGUUCGAGAUCUUAGCUGGACUAAGCGGGAAGAAUUCGCUUGUUACAGAGAACCAGAAUCUGUCCUUUCUCAAGACUGGUCUGAAUGAGGAGGCAACUGUGAAAGUGUCCUGCCUGCUGCAGCUGUUUGACAGGUGUUUGAGGUGCAAAGGUGAAGCAUACAGCCUAGUGACUCACCGUGAGGGAGCUAACUUCUCCUUCGCACAGAUGUGCUGGACCUGUCAAUUCACUGUGACGUGGGCGAGUCACUCACAACUGGCUGAUGUUCAAAAUGAGGAAGAGCGGGAGAAGGAUGGAAAUGAAGUAGAGGAAGAGGAAAGAGACCAGGAUAUGGAAGAAGAGGAGGAAGAGGAGAAACAGCCAACAGGGAAAAAGAGGAAGAGGAGCGAUAGCGACGAAGAGUGGGCUCCAGACGUACAGGAGUUCACCAGGGAGUUUGUUCGCGAGUCCUCUGAUGACGGCGAAGUGUCCAGUUGUGAAGAAGACGACGACGAAGAUGAUGGGGAAUGUGCCUCUGAGUUGUUGGUGUGGUGCAAUGAGUGCAGGUUGAAGGUCACCAACAGCUGCCUCAGACACAAACACCCUCUGCUCUACUGCUGUGUUCUCUGUGGCUACGCAGAACCUCACAAGGACUGUACUAGCAUCAGAGGAACCGAGAGCACCUGUGAUGCUGAGGAACCCCUUCGAGAGUCCUCUUUCACCAGCACACCUGAGGGAGGAGAAGCUGAACGGUCGAGUGGCCAACAGGUUGACUGUAAUCUUCAGCCUAACACCGCUGGCAUGAGAAGAACCUGCGACGAGAGCACCUGCGAUUCAGAGGAACCCCUUCGAGAGAUCUCUUGCACCAUCACACCUGAGGGAGAAGCCCAACACUCGAGUGACCAACAGGUCAACUGUAAUCUUCAGCGUGUACUCACCACUAUUCACUUGGAAGAGGCCAGUAGAGGUCCUGAGGAACCAACUAGCACCAAUGACAACCAGGACGAGACCGGCCAUAUCCAAUCAAUAAGUGCCACUACUGAGGGUGCACUCAGUAUAAACAACCAAUCAGGUGCCUCUGCUGAAGUUCCACACAGUAAAAACAACCAAUUGGGUGCCACUAGUAAGGGUCCACACAGUGCAAAUGAAGAAAUCCAAGAUGGCAACACAGGCUGUGAACUCGAGUCUGCACCGAGCAAGCCGCCGUUUGCCGUGUAUUUCAGCGACCCCUACAGCCUGCAGUCUCACAUGGAAGAGCAUCACUAUAACCAGUGGCAACGAAAGCUCUGCACGGACUGUGGCAGGUUCUUUAUCAAGCGCAAUGCUGCAAGGGUGCAUGUUUGCGACCACAAGGUGAAGUCGUUCAUCUGUGCGACCUGCGAGAAACGAUUCCGCACCGAGGCUGGUUUACACACACAUCAGUACGUCCACAAAGAGGAACGGCUGGUGUAUUGCCAGUUCUGCUUCAAGGGGUUCAGACAAACGGUGGACAAAGUCAAGCACGAGGAAAGCCAUCAGGCAGAAGUACUGAAGUUCUACUGCCGUGAAUGUCCCAAACGCUUUGCGGACCGCCACAGUCGAAGCGUUCACAGAAAGACUCACUGGACGGAGGACAGAUUCUUUUGUAAGUACUGUGACAAGGGAUUUAAGGAGAUGAAUCAUCUACGGAGACAUAAGUUGCUUCACACUGGAAAGAAGCCAUUCACCUGUGAAGUGUGUGAUCGCUCCUUCAACCAGAGUGGCCACCUGAAGUCACACAUGCGCCUCCACACAGGAGAGAGACCCUUCAAGUGCCAGCAGUGUGAGAGGAGCUUCAACCACAACGUCAGCCUCAAGAACCACCUCCAGCGACACCAUGGACCCAAGACAGCCACAGCUGAACAGGAGAACCUAGAAUAG